Arabidopsis lyrata subsp. lyrata is the source of this 1737-nucleotide messenger RNA. RefSeq names its product exportin-2. The transcript has 2 exons. Gene Ontology annotation, molecular function: nuclear export signal receptor activity; small GTPase binding. Gene Ontology annotation, biological process: protein export from nucleus; protein import into nucleus. Lineage: Eukaryota; Viridiplantae; Streptophyta; Magnoliopsida; Brassicales; Brassicaceae. Gene Ontology annotation, cellular component: nuclear envelope; cytosol. The record is from RefSeq and is a predicted model, not a curated record. Bases 1 to 1419 code for a protein of 472 amino acids.
AUGGUUUCGUUUUCGAUUGUUUGGAAGAGAAAUCUCAAUUCUCAAAGAGUGGAACUCCCGAGAGAUGCUCUCACUGAGCAGCAACUCUGUCAAAUCAAGGAUGGAAUCAAGGAUGCUACCAUCUUCAGGAGGCUGAAAGAUCUCUCAUUCAAGUACACAAUCCCCGUUUCUGAGAUGAACUAUAUGAGGGAUGUUAUGAUGUUCGAUCACAGCCUUCUCGAGGAGAAGGGCACAGUGAAGAAGCUGAUUCACGGAAUUGUGAUUGAGACGGUUCGUGUGGGCUCUAAUGAUGAAGAUCUCUUUAAAAGAGAUUUCAGAGAAUACAUGGCUGGAGAGAGCAAGAGGAGGGAAGUGGCAUUGAGCCUCUUUAGGAGCAUGGUAAUGGUAAGUCAAAAGGUGAGAGCAUUAUCGAGAAGUGCGGUUUACAAGCUGAUUAAUAAAUCAGCAAAGAAACUGAGGGUUAAGGAUUGUUGGUCUUCAUGGAAAUGGAGGGACCAGGAUUGUGGCUUUAGAUUAGCUACGUGUUUGGUUGAAUCGGAUGACUCUUUUGAUGUUGAAUCUGUCCUACAAGAGUACACCACGCCAAUAUUGAUGCUAGUUGACAUCAAUAAAGCUCCGAUGGUACGAGCAACGGUGUUGAAGUUGUUACUAGUCGCCGUCCGUAGUGGCAAAGCGUCAGUCUCAUUGGGAUUGCUGAGUCUAGUAGGGAGCAACAUUGGAGCAAGGUCCAAUGUUGUCCACUCUCUUGCUGCAGAUUGCAUCAUAGAGAUCAUGUUCGUUAUGAACUUAAAAGCUGGAGAAGUCGAUGUGUUGCCGCUUAUGGUGAACCUUUUCAAAGCCCUGAAGCUUCCAGGAUCUGAAGAGAAUGAGUACCUUAUGAAAUGCAUAUUCCAGGCCGUUUCUGUUUCUGAAAUCAGUCCUAAAGGUUGUGAUCUCUGCUUUAGAGAGCUAAUCCACAUCCUUGUUUGCCAGAGGUGCCAAAAUCCAGAGUUUCAAAAGAAUCUUGUCCAAUCUCUGGCCCUCCUGAUUGAGCGGGAAUCUCACGACUUUACAGAGAACAGAUUGGUGGAUAUACUGGGAAGAUGUGAAGAGAUGGUUUCAUCUCCCAUAGAUGAUGAGCAUGGCUUCUUUCUCCUCAAGUCUGUUGUGGACAAUCUUGUGUACGAGGUGAUUGCGAGUCACAUGAAGCAUGUAUGGGUUGUUCUCUUCGCUCGGCUUGUAAACAACGAGACAGCCCAGUUCCAGCAAUCGUUAGUGAGAUUCAUGUCGUUUUUCUUGGUUAGGCAUGGAAUAGCGAGUCUAGUUGACUCUGUGAACUCAGUUCACCCGGAUAUCUUCAACGCCUUUGUGAGAGACUGCUGGGUUCCUCACAUGAAGCUGAUCAACGAGGUCAAUGAAGAUGAGAAGAAAACCGAGUAAAUCUCUUUUGUUUAUUGGGGUUCCAGCAUUUUGCCAUUAAAGUAGAGAAAACUUGAAUCUCUUUUGUUUAACGGGGUUGCAGUAUUUUGUCAUUAGAGUAGAGAAAACUUGAGUUUAUGCAAUCCGAAACAGAUCCUUAAUCUCUUUUUGUCAAUCUGUUUUGUUUUUUGCAUUUACUUUGUUCUCCUUAAUGUUAUCUUCACAGUUUGAAGUACUUAGUAGCUUAAGGUUGUCUUUCAAGUUUGGCUUAGCUUUUGUAGCCUUUCUGUGGCUGUUAUGUAAUGACUUUAUGAUUUAAAACCAAAUUACAUGUUGGUA